Molecule: messenger RNA, 872 nt
Organism: Spodoptera litura
Lineage: Eukaryota; Metazoa; Arthropoda; Insecta; Lepidoptera; Noctuidae
Source: RefSeq, a predicted model, not a curated record
AGCUCCUGCUCUUACUGUGGCCAAGACACCUUUAGCCAUCGACCGAUCUGUCAUCUACUCCGGAGCGAGUGUAAUACACGAGCGAGACGGUGACAAGUACGUAACCUGUUUCCGCCUUUCCGCAAUGAGAGGAAGCACUCUUCCAAUCAUGGUGGUGGUGUGGCUGCAGGCCCGACUCGCGGCUGCCACCUGCGGCGGCGGCCACGCGCCCGUCGCGGGCUACUUCAACAGAUUCCUGUUCAAUACUCGAUUCUCUAACAACAUUAGUGCGGCGCGCGCCGAGCACAUGCUGCGCGGGAGCGCGCGCAGUCAGCGGUUGCGCGCCGCUGCAUCUGCUCCACUGCGCCGGGACGUAAUCCUCAACAACCCUUACCACGUUAUGGACCACAUCCUGGAGACCAGCCAACAGGUGCGCUCUAGUGGAGAAGACCAGCUGCGCCGCCACUACAACUACAUCAAACUGACGGGCGAGGCCGUGGAGCUCGAGCGGCGCACUAAUACGUUCCAAGAGGUCGCGGUCACUAUGAGUCUACCUUCAACUGCGCCCGAACCACCGGCUGGGCGGCCGGCCGAAGAUGCCUACCUAGUGCCGCUGCUGGACAUCGUGACCGGACGGCGCUCCGCUAGCGAGCUAUUCGCCGCACCAGGCGACCUGACCGACUCCAUCGCCACAACCACUGCGACCACUACCGGUAUCGAGAGGGACUUCGCAGACUUGAAGAACUUCCAGAAGCGGAAGACCGCCAAACAAGAUCUCACGAUCCCCCUCAUUUUACCCUUGCAGCCGCCACACUAGUGUUCCUGUAGCGUGUGCCACACCUCGACAAGUAAGUAUCAGAAGUUAGUUAUUAAGAUACUUAAUUAAAGUUAUU